GGGGGAGAGUGCUCUUUUUGAUCAGUUGUUUACCCUGUUGGGUUCAAACAUAGAACAUGAUGAUAGUUUCCGAAGGGAAUUGGCAUCUUGCACUGGAGCCAUUGAAACAUCACUUAAUCAGCACAUGUCCAAGGAAGAAGAGCAGGUCUUCCCUUUGCUUAUAGAGAAGUUUUCAUUUGAAGAACAGGCUGAUUUGGCAUGGCAAUUUCUUUGUAGCAUACCUGUCAAUAUGAUGGUGGAGUUCCUUCCUUGGCUUUCAUCUUGCAUUUCAGCUGAUGAACGUCAGGAUAUGAUCAAGUGUUUGUGCAAGAUAGUUCCUGAAGAAAAGCUUCUUCAACAAGUCAUAUUUACCUGGAUGGAGGGGAAAAGUGUCCCAGAAGUUGGCCAGAAGUGUAACUGCAUUGAGGCUUCUCAGUUACAAGAUCUUCCCAGUUCUGGUCCUGGCCAGUGUGUCACCCAGUCCGAUAGGCAGGUUUGUUCAGAACAUUCAAAAAUUGGGAAGAGAAAGCAUACAGAGUCAGGUUGCUGUAAUGUUGACUUUCCUGAAGCAUAUCCUAUAAAUGAAAUAUUGUACUGGCACAGUGCUAUAAAAAACGAACUGAAUGAUAUUGCAAAGGAGGCAAGAAAGAUUCAGCUCUCUGGUGAUUUUUCUGAUUUGUCAGCAUUCAAUGCACGACUACAGUUUAUUGCCGAUGUAUGCAUCUUCCAUAGUAUUGCAGAGGAUCAGGUAAUAUUCCCAGCAGUAGAUGCGGAGGUGUCUUUUGUGCAGGAACAUGCUGAAGAAGAGAGACAAUUCAAUAAAUUCAGGUGUUUAAUUGAAGAAAUGCAAGCUGCAGGGGCCAAUUCAACAUCUGCUGAUUUCUAUUCAAAGUUGUGCUUGCAUGCUGACCAGAUAAUGGACACCAUCCUGAAGCAUUUUCACAAUGAAGAAGCUGAGGUUCUUCCUCUUGCCAGGAAGCAUUUCUCGCAGAAGAACCAGCGGGAACUCUUGUAUAGGAGUAUAUGUGUGAUGCCAUUGAGAUUGCUAGAGCGUGUUUUGCCAUGGUUGGUUGCAAAGCUAAGUGAUGAAGAGGCACAAUGUUUUCUUAAGAAUUUGCAUAUGGCAGCACCACUAUCUGACAGGGCAUUAGUUACUCUUUUGUCUGGUUGGGCAUGCAAGGGACGCGCUCAAGAUAUUUCUUGCUCUGAGAAGUUUAUAUGCUUGUCCUCAAAGGCAAUUGGUUGCUGCCCAGUAAAAGAAGAAACUGAGAUAGAAGAAGAUUUCAAAAGAGGGUUCUGUGCAUGUGCUGCUUCUAUGAACACCCAAGGUGAAUCGUUACUUGUCGGAGCAGCUAAUGGGAAAAGGCCUAUUAAACGGGGCCAUUUAUCAGUAUCGUGCGGAAAUGAUGAUGCAUGUCACCAUUCAGAAGCUGCAGAGGUUGAGAAUUUGCCAUAUCCUAAAUCCUGCUGCGUUCCUGGGUUAGGAGUUGGCAGUAGUAAUUUAGGAAUCAGCCGACUUGCAUCUGCAAAGCCUUUACGUUCAUUGUCCUAUAAUUCUUCUGCUCCUUCCUUUAGUUCCAGUCUCUUUUUCUGGGAGACUGACAUGAUGUCAUCUAAUGCGGGGAAUACAGUGAGGCCUAUUGACAACAUUUUUAAAUUUCAUAAGGCAAUUCGUAAAGAUCUGGAGUAUCUAGAUGUUGAAUCCGGAAGACUUAUAGACUGUGAUGAAUCUUUUCUCCGGCAAUUCAGUGGGAGAUUCCGUUUAUUAUGGGGUUUGUAUAGAGCUCAUAGUAAUGCAGAAGAUGACAUUGUUUUUCCUGCUUUAGAAUCUAGAGAGACACUGCACAAUGUGAGCCAUUCAUAUACCUUGGACCAUAAGCAGGAAGAGAAGCUGUUCAAUGAUAUAUCUGAAGUUCUUUCAGAACUUUCCGAGUUGCAUGAUGGUCUGGUGAAGACUGAUGCUGCUGGAACCAGUGUCAGAUCAUCAGCUCAUCAUACAAGUUGGAUGAAGAAACACAAUGAACUUGCUACAAAACUUCAAGGCAUGUGCAAGUCUAUACGAGUUACAUUGGAUCAUCAUGUUUUCAGGGAAGAACUUGAGUUGUGGCCACUAUUUGACAAGCACUUCUCCGUGGAAGAGCAGGAUAAGAUUGUUGGGCGAAUAAUUGGGACUACAGGAGCAGAGGUCCUCCAAUCAAUGUUGCCGUGGGUAACUUCUGCACUUACUCUGGAGGAGCAGAACAAAAUGAUGGAUACAUGGAAGCAGGCAACGAAAAAUACUAUGUUCAGUGAGUGGCUAAAUGAAUGGUGGAAGGAUAUUCCCUCAUCUCCACAGGAUUCAGAAGAGAGCUCGAUUCUUCCAACAGAAAUGGAUGUCCAAGAAAGUCUUGAGCAAAGUGAGAUGUUCAAGCCUGGAUGGAAAGAUAUAUUUCGCAUGAAUCAAAAUGAGCUUGAGUCUGAGAUAAGAAAUGUUUCUCGGGAUCCGACACUUGACCCUCGGAGGAAGGCGUACCUUAUUCAAAAUCUCAUGACAAGUCGUUGGAUCGCUGCUCAGCAGAAGUUACCUCAAGCUAGUAAAGAGGAAGGUACUGAUGGUGGUGUACCAGGAUGUUCUCCAUCAUUCCGGGAUCCGGAAAAGCAAGUGUUUGGCUGCGAGCAUUACAAAAGGAACUGUAAACUCCUUGCUGCAUGUUGUAACAGAUUGUUUACAUGCAGAUUUUGCCAUGAUAAAGUCAGUGAUCAUUCAAUGGACAGGAAAGCUACGAAUGAGAUGAUGUGCAUGCGAUGUCUAACGCUUCAGCCAAUAGGGUCUAGUUGCAAGUCGCCUUCUUGCAGUGAAUUCAUUAUGGCGAAAUACUAUUGUAGUAUCUGCAAAUUUUUUGACGACGAAAGGAGUGUCUACCAUUGUCCAUUUUGCAAUUUAUGUCGUGUUGGAAAAGGACUUGGUAUCGACUUCUUCCAUUGUAUGAAGUGUAACUGUUGCCUGGGCAUGAAAUUAGUGGAACAUAAAUGUCGGGAGAAAGGGCUGGAAUCAAACUGUCCCAUUUGUUGUGAUUUUUUAUUCACAUCAAGUGAAGCUGUUAGAGCCCUACCUUGUGGCCAUUUCAUGCACUCAGCAUGCUUCCAGGCAUACACUUGCAGUCACUACACCUGCCCAAUAUGCAGCAAAUCGUUGGGGGAUAUGGCUGUGUACUUUGGUAUGCUGGAUGCCUUGUUGGCCACUGAACAGCUUCCUGAAGAGUACAGGGAUAGAUGUCAGAUUGAGAAACCUGCAUCAUAUGACAUCACCUAAUGGCUUUUCAUUGGUCAUCCAGGAUAUUCUAUGCAAUGACUGUGACCAAAGGGGAACA
Messenger RNA from Asparagus officinalis (garden asparagus), 3329 nucleotides. RefSeq names its product zinc finger protein BRUTUS. Gene Ontology annotation, cellular component: nucleus. Lineage: Eukaryota; Viridiplantae; Streptophyta; Magnoliopsida; Asparagales; Asparagaceae. Gene Ontology annotation, molecular function: zinc ion binding; ubiquitin protein ligase activity. The transcript is spliced from 13 exons. The record is from RefSeq and is a predicted model, not a curated record. Bases 125 to 3271 code for a protein of 1048 amino acids. Gene Ontology annotation, biological process: protein ubiquitination; ubiquitin-dependent protein catabolic process.